AUGGAGAAAGAUACCCAGAUGAAAGAAGAUGCAUCGAUAAAUGCCCAGCUUCAGGGUCUAAGAAAGGCAUUGAAAAUCUUACAAGUUACUAGAGGAACAGAGAGUCUGGAUUAUGAUGACUUGUGCAUCCAUCCAGACAUUGACAUGCCGGUAGGGUACAAACCACCGAAGUUUGACAUGUUCGAUGGAAAAGGUGACAAUCAUGCACAUUUAAGGGCAUACUGUGACAAGUUAGUUGGUGUAGGGAGAAAUGAGAAGCUAAGGAUGAAGUUGUUCAUCCGGAGUCUGUCUAGAGAAGCAUUGACCUGGGUGCAACCACCACUAGACGAGAGUGAGCUCUCGAAGCACUUUAUUCGAGCUCAAGAAAGUGUCUACUUCGACAAGAUAAUGUCAAUGAUGGGCCAGAAGUUUGCAGAAUUGGUCAAGAUGGGAGACUUUAUAGAGGAGGGUGUUAAAUUUGGGAAGAUUCAGUCUAUAGUCGCAUUGCAAGCCGCAAGUAGGGCUAUACAAUUGGGUUCCAUUGGCGGCAUAAAAAAUAAAAGGGAGAAUGUUUCAGUUGUCACUUUCCAACAAGGAGGAUCGUCCCACCGGUACCCCAAUAAUCCCCAAAUUGUUGUGCAUGCUUCAUACGUCCCGUACCCAGUGUAUAAUACCCAACCACACAAUAGUCCACCCCGAACACCAGCAUACCAAAAUCCUCCAAGACCAUAUGUCCCUGUCCAAGCACCAAUCCACCAAAAUAGACCAGCAUAUGCACCGAGACCACGUCCAAAUCUUGAAGCUAGAAAUGCUCGCACUUACACACCGAUUGUUGAACCCUACGCCCAAUUGUUUGAGUGGUUGAGGACAGUGGGAGUGCUGCAACCAAUUGAAGGAAAACUUUCUGAUCCAAUCCCUCGUAAUUUUGAUGGAAACAAGCGAUGCUCUUACCACUCGAGAAUCCAAGGACACGACACAGAAGAUUGUUAUAGGUUAAAGAACCAGAUCGAGUCUUUGAUUAGAAGAGGAGUAAUCAAUGCACUCCAGCACCUCCCAAUUUGA
Messenger RNA from Solanum verrucosum, 1041 nucleotides. RefSeq lists its product as uncharacterized. Bases 1 to 1041 code for a protein of 346 amino acids. The transcript is spliced from 2 exons. Lineage: Eukaryota; Viridiplantae; Streptophyta; Magnoliopsida; Solanales; Solanaceae. The record is from RefSeq and is a predicted model, not a curated record.